Molecule: messenger RNA, 679 nt
Organism: Schistosoma spindalis
Lineage: Eukaryota; Metazoa; Platyhelminthes; Trematoda; Strigeidida; Schistosomatidae
Source: the annotation of a GenBank genome assembly
AUGAGAGAUAGGUUACUUGUAUUGUUAUUACUCGGAGUAGGGGUUAUCAAAGUAUACGAAGAGUACGAUGAGGAAGAAAAAGAUGAACGUGACCCUCUGGAGCUAAUUAAACAUAAGCAUAGUAAAAGAGAUUUGGAUUCUGUUGAAAAAACUGUCUCAAGCCCAAUACCAAUUGAAGAAGAAACAAUUGAAGCGACAUCCAGAGGACUUUCACCUAGACUACGGGCCAAGUGCAAAGACAUCGAAGAUGAAUGUUCUUGCAAACGACUUUUGUGUUUUGGACCAAAUAGCUGUGAGCGGAUGAAAAGCUAUCCAACCGAAGUAGUUUCACGUAAUUCCACGGAAUUCGUGUGGUUACAUCGCUGUCGCCAAACAUAUUUAAUGGGACAAAAUUUAUGCGAGUGCAAGCGACUAUUAUUCCAUAAGGAGGAUGUCAAGUGGCUGACUCCAGAGUCUACAAGCCUGUCCUUAUUACAGCUCUCAUGAUAUUCAGCCUGUAUGUACAAAGUUGAGGCUUACAUACUUGUAUGCAUUUAUCUGAGUUUAAAAUCCUGUAUACUUUCUUAAUAACUUAACUUUUAGUGACGUGACUUGCAUUUAUAAUGUAAAAACUAGUUUUUAUCAGUAUAGCUGUCUUCGAAAUUCUUUUUAGUUUAUUUGUUCAGUUAUGUCAGCCGUC